CUUCUGGGAGCACACAGUUUGGCUCUCCGCCCCUCGGCGACCUCGCAUUCCAGAGAUUCCCACACUCUAAGCUCACCUGCCUUUUCCUUCCCCACUUCGCAGCACAUUUUCAAGGACACUAUCGGGAUAAAGUUUUUGAAGGUUGCAUGAAAAAGAACAGCAGAGCAAUGAGUGGAAGGGAUGGGCAAAUGUUCAUAACAACCUACAGAGCAGAAGACGUAGAAAAACUGACACUGCGAAUGAAAAAUGGUCUUGGCAGCUCGAAGUACAAACCGGCGGAAUAUAAAAGACUACAAGCCAUUGUUGAUGCCAAACGCCUGGAGUCUGAUUUAAUUCGACAAAAGGUUCGGAAGACUCGCUGUGCAGCCAAGGCAACCAAGGAGAGCUCCAUAUUACGGCAGCAUAGACAGGUGUGGAGCAGAGAGUGCCCCGGGCUGCAAAAGGCUGAGGAGGAGGCUGAGAAUGACAUCCAUGUUUUCCUAGAGCAGAUCAGGCCGAACGAUUUAACAGAUACUGGCAUUUUCUCACUUCAAGAAUAUGAGCUGUCUCUUGAGAGGGAGCGAGAGGAUUUCAGAAUAGCCACCGUGGAGCCCGUUUAUCAGCUCAGGGAUGACCUGUGCUUCAGAUUGCAUGAAAUACAACUUCAGCAGCUUUCUGCACAUCCAUCAAACUGGGAACAAGUAAAACAACAGAUUAACUUUGUGAAAAACCAGCAAGAUGUCAUAAUGACAAAACUUCAUGCAGAGUACCUGGACCUGGAGGAGGAGCUCAUGGGCCUUGGUUUGGAGAAAUAUCUUAAUAGUGCUUCAGAUAAUUUGGUGAACUCAGAAAAAAUUCCAAAGGAGGUUUUGGAGGUGGACUGCCCUUACCCAGAGCUGCAGGACUCCCUGAUCCAGGCCUUCCACUCCCUGUCAGAGAGGUAUCAGAGCAGGUUGCAGAGUCUCCAAGAGCAGCUACAAAGAACUGAUAGAUUCUGUGGUUGGCCUCCAGAUGACCAUCAACACUUUCAAUACACAUUGUCUAAAUACAGUCAUGACAUACCCAACCACAGAGCACUCUGUAUGGACAUGCUGUUGAGACUUUUCCCUGAAAAAUCGAGACAAGACCUGAUGGAGCAUGAACGUGUGUGGGACUUGCAGUGCUUCACUCAGGCACAGCUGCGAGUAGUGACCCAGCAGUGGCAGAGAGACCAGGAGGAGCUGCUGGUCAGAGCCCUGGUCACGCUGCAGGAGGCAAAACAUGCCCACCAGGAGGAGCUGGAGCUCCACAGAGGUCGCCAACACCAGCAGGACAUCUGCUUGCAUCUCAGAGAGAAACUGCAACGGUGGCGGGCCCAGCAGGAGGAGGUGGCUAAGCUGGAGGCGGCUAUUGCAGCUCGACAGCAACAGGAGGAAGAGGCCCGAUUUAAGAGGGAGCAGGAGAAGGAGGCUGCCGUCAGGUCGAAGCAGAAAGACAAAGUCAGACAGUUUCAUUCAAAGCAGCAGAAGAGGAGGGAGGUGCUGGAGCAGAGGGAUCAAGAGAGACUUGCUAAUCUGAGAAGCGUCAUGGAAGAGCAGGCAAGGCGAGAUAAACAGAGGGUGCAGUUUCGGGCUGAUAUGUUGCAGCAGCAGAGGAUGGAAAAAGAGGCGAAGGAGCUUGAGCGGCAGAGAGAAGAACAAGAGAGACAGAAUCGUCUGGAAGUUCUCAGAAACCAGGUUAUGGUGGUGGCAGAGGCAGACCUAGAGAGGAUGAUGGGGGAUACAGAGGCUUGGAGGAGUCGACACUUGAAUGUAAAGGAGUUUGAGCUCCAAAGGCCUCUCUACAGUAUUAACACGUACACAGACAUACAGAUUGUGUCUGAUCCCAGAGUGCGGGUGGAGCAGGCUCUGAGGGAGGCGGGUCUGCACCACAGCCAAUAUGCCAAAGAGGUUCUUUCUGUUAUCAAACCCACCAAACCACCUCGACCAGACACAAAAUCAAUCCUUAAAUUCUGACUAACGUUUUAUUCGGACAUAGUAUGACAUCCAAGCCAAGUCUUCUUCUACGUAGUAUUGAGCAUCAUAUGACGUGAAUAAUACAGCUGAUGUGUAAAAAUCAGUUGCAGCAGUUAUGCUAUUUGCUACAAAGAUUACUGUACUCACAAAGUACCUUUUUUAUUUACAGUAUUGACCACCAACUGACACGGUGAAAUUCUCUUAUCAACUUUUAAUGCAGAUGUUAUCCUCCGUAGCACCACAUGAGCAAUACAGGAUCAUCCAGUGUCUCUGAGUGAUGAUAAACAUGUACAUCCAACAAAAAAAAUGAUAUCUAUACACAAUUAUCAGUCUGUAGUUAUUUAUCAACAGCAUAUGUCAUGAAGUUUGCAUCUUUAAAAGCAAAAUUUCAAGGCAGAAGCAACUGAAUAUUAUUAUGUACAUGUGAGUAUUUAUGAACACAUUUAAUGUGCAGAUUCCUUGCUGGUGGGUCUACUCUAUCUUCUUGUGUCAUUUAAAACUACUAAGGAAUAAUAAUGGCUUGAAAGCGUUUAUGAAGAAAAGCCUUUUAAAACUAGAGGCUACUGACAGAUUGCAAAUCUCCUCUACUGCUAU
Molecule: messenger RNA, 2567 nt
Organism: Acanthochromis polyacanthus (spiny chromis)
Lineage: Eukaryota; Metazoa; Chordata; Actinopteri; Pomacentridae
Product: coiled-coil domain-containing protein 148
Exons: 15
Coding region: 147-1973 (608 amino acids)
Source: RefSeq, a predicted model, not a curated record